Messenger RNA from Biomphalaria glabrata, 3061 nucleotides. RefSeq lists its product as uncharacterized. The record is from RefSeq and is a predicted model, not a curated record. The transcript is spliced from 9 exons. NCBI's taxonomy places the organism in Eukaryota, Metazoa, Mollusca, Gastropoda, Planorbidae. The coding region runs from base 244 to 1080 and encodes 278 amino acids.
AAUCUAAAAACUUUAAUUACUGUGACAAUGUUUUGUUUCCUAUUCUAUGUUUCCUCAACUGUUACUAGAUAAAUGACAAUAUCACAUUGUAUUUAGGCAGAUGCACAUGUUUAUCUUAUAGAUCGAUAGUUAGGCCUAUCAAUUAUUACUAUCGGUUCCAACACAUUUUUAGGCUGUGGAUUAGUGGAGCGUCUAAAGGCAUCACGGACAUUUUCUUUAAAGGUCUGACUUGAAAGGUCUGACAUGACUGAUUACGAAAACAUUCAUCAUUCAUGCAACACUCGAUUGACUUUAAGGGCAUCUCUCUUUUUACUGUUAGGUCAUUUCAACCCGGUUACACUCUAUAGCUCAUCGCCCAGAAAUGAGAAGAGCCUUGGUAACAAUGCAUCCGACGACGUGAACGUGUCGGUUAACGAUUCCAUCUAUACAUCCACACUGCCGCCUAGAUCUCCAGACAUUUGUCUCAAAUUCGACACCACAUCCUUGGGUGGCAUGUUCUUGAACUCUAUAAAUACUAACGACAGCGUCAAACAUAUGCUGGAAAUUUACGAGUUGGCAAUUUGGCAAUGUAUUUUAUCGACAACAGAGAGCGUCUAUCCAGAAGUUCGCUGGGAAAGGACAUGUUUACUUAUGGGGUCCACUAAGGACGAAAUUCACUUUACUUUAAGAGCGCCAAUGCAGACACGGACAGCCGCGUUCAGGAAUGUCACCUGCAUAAUCUACGGGCAUGCUUUCUUUCUGUUCAAAUUAGUCACCAUGGACAUUGAUAACUGCACUUUCUCCUGCUUUAUAGAGCACACAGCGAUUCAAAUAGAUGGAUCAGAGAAAGUCACACCCAUGGCUUCGUUUUCAGUCAAAGUAUUUGUCCAGGAUAUGUUUGAUCAAGACCUUGGCUUCUCCUUCGAGAGGUGGGGAUGCGCAAGGUACUUCCAAUUUAUUAAAAUUGUUUCGUCAGUUGGAGCAGUGUUGGCUGUGUCCAUCUACCUGGUCUGGUAUAAGAUUUAUCUGACCAGAAGUAAAGCCAAAGAGAGCAAAAAAAUUUCGAAUCCGCCAACACCCGUUGUACCCAUCGAAGUUUAACUGCCAACUGGGAUGGAAUUUUUUGUGAAACUUUAAAAUAAUUAAUAUCAUUAUUAUUUUCAAGUAUAAUUAUCAUUUUCUGACACUUUCACGAUCGAUUAUUUGAAACUAUAAUGAAACAUUGACUACUUAAAUAUUAGAAAGAUGUUUAAUAUUUGGCUGGUUCAGCACGCCACAUCCUGCCAACUUAAGUAUUUUGAAGCUAUCCGCUGAACUUGCAAUUCUAUUUUUUUCUUUCGUCACAGAGAAAUGUAUUCAUCUUUUUUUUUAAACUUAGUUUAAAAAAAGCAAAUUUCCCAUAUCAGACCUUGCAAUCUAUAAGGCAGGUGAUGUAAAGGUCAUCUGUUUCUGUGUCCCACAGUUAACGAGGGAAUUAUGUGGCCAACACAACGACCAAUCGCCUUUGCUAAUGCCAGGUACUCAUUAGAGCUGGGUGGACUCAGAGGCGCCCUAAAGAUCCCGAAAUUAAAAAUCCAAGUCUUCACCAGGGUUCGAAAUCGGAAUCCCGGUUCGGAAGUUAAGCGCUUUACCGCUCAGCCACCGCGCCUCAGUUUGUAAUAACUUAAAAAUAUUUGUUUACAUUUUAAUUGUCUUUAGAGAAAUGUAUUCAUCAUUUUUUUUAUAACUUAAAUCAAAAAUUGUACUAUAAUUGAGCUGUCAUUAGAGAAAUGUAUUCAUCUUUUUUAAACUCUUUAAUAGACAUUUGUAUUGCAUUUGAGUUUUCCCCAAGUUGUUAGCUGGAACCUAAUCGUAGAGCCAAAUGUGUUAAGUGAAAUGUGAUGGCGUUCAUAUUUUAUACCUCCUAAAUUGCUCGUUAUUUUGUUAAUAUACAUUUUGUAGGUAUGGAACGAUUUUUUUUUUAAACUAGGCGGCACAGCGCUGAUACUGCUGAUUGCCGGCAUGAUGACCCAGAGGUCAAUUUACGUUGACCAUCGCCUUAACUCUUUCUCUCCUAACUGACGAUACCAAUGUUGAUUCUAUCAGGACGUGUUAAAUAAUAACGGAGAGAAAGAGUUAAGCUCAGAAGAGAUUUGUUAAGUUAUUUAAAAAAAAAUUGUUAUCUAUUUUUAAACUUCAUCUGAGUGAGCACUUGAGAGGCUUCUAUUUUCCCGAAGCUCUAAAUGAAAACCCUGCUGUUGUGCCAAAUGCAUAGACAUGUAUUUUUACAUGCAAUGUGUAUUCCCUGAACUGUCAAUAUGGAAUUCGUCGGAUGGGACAGUCAAAAUGAAUACUAACUAGUUAAAUGUAAAAAGAACUUUUUAAAAAGCUCGUUUCUGUUGAGUGAAAUUGUAUCGAUUGAAUCUGUCAUGUAAUCCAUCGUUUGGGAGAAGCUUUAUUUCUGCAUUUUUAAAACAAAACAAAAAAUUGCUUAAGUUGGAAUUCAAACUCGAGACUCCUUGAUGGAAGACCAGAGUGUUUUGCCACUGAGCUUUUCAAGUACUUAUAAAAAAAGAAGUAAUUUUUAUAAAUUUUAUUGUUAGCUUAAAACUUUUAGCGAAUAACCUAAUUCUGUACAUUAACAGUUUAUUAAUGUAGUGCUUUUUCCAUAUAAAACAACAUAAAUUAAUUGCAACUAUAUCGAAUUGAUUAACUAGUGUUGUUUUUUCAUUGAUUCAUAUGUUUCCAUCGACAAUGAAGAAUUCACUAAGGUUUCAAUUUGAUCCGAGAAUGGGGAACAGGAGAAAUAAAGCGUACAGGAUUGUGCUCAGACAAACAGACAGAGCAGCUUGAUCUAAGCAAGACCGUUUUUUUUUUUUUUUUUACAAAAAUUAAUCAUUGAUUUAGUAACCGAAUUCGGUUGAACAUUUGAAUAAGAUAUUUUAUUUCGAGCUUAGUAAACACAACCAUUCAUAAUUAUGUAAUAAGUAAACAAUAAAGCCAUUUAUACUUAAUGCCAGUCCUUCGUUACACCCGAAAAUCUCUGUAGACUCAAUGCCAAAAAGUAAAAAAGAAACAAAAUAUGCAAGCUAAACGUAUCUAU